CCCCGGCCGGAUCCAGCCUGGGUUAGACUUGAAUCUUGGAUCCUUCUCUCUGAACUUCUUAUCUUUCAACUAACCUUAAAUCAGCCAUUGCAUUGUUGCACUAUCGCGGGUUCGAUUUCCACACCAUACCAUCAUACCGCCACCGUCGAGGAUCCUUACUUCAUACCUUGCCAACUGGAUGGGGUCGGAAUCGGAAAUGCAGCUGGUGAAGGAAGAGCGCACUGGCGCUGCUAUCUCGAUCGUUACGGCCAAUUCCGAGGUGGACCCUGAAGAUGACUGGGCCGGCAUGGGAGAUCGCAAAGAACGACGGCGACGACAGAACCGUCUGAACCAGCGGGCUUACCGGAAACGCAAACAAGCAACGCGGCAAACACAGACUCAACCACCGAAUCAGGUCAUACGAAGAACGGUCAAAACGGAGGAACCCACGAGCAGCAGCGACGAACAGAUGAUCACGGUCCUCUCCCCAUCGACCUCCUCCCCCAACUCGACCACGAGUCCCUCCACAUCUGCAUCAUCAUCAUCCACAUCCUUCUCCUUCUCCUUCUCAACACGACCACCAUCCCAGUCGCAAACCCGCAGCAGCACGAGCACGAGCACGAGCACGAGCAGCAGCCCGCGCCCCGACCGCAAACCCUGCACAGACCUGACCACGCAACGACACCUCCAGACCCUGCUCACCGACUUCACCCGCGUCGCCUACGCCUCCUACAUCCACGGCUCGCCGACCCUCGACCACCUGCUGACGCUCAGCCGCAUGAACGUCUACCGCGCCUUCGCCACCAACAUGGCCACCCUGGGCAUGGGCACCGGCGCCGAGUGGAUGCACGACGACGCCCUCUCCGUCUUCACGACCCUGCAGCCGCACAGCGCCCUCGACCCGACCGCGCUGCCGCUGCACCUGCGCCCCACGAAGCUCCAGCAGACCGUCCCGCACCACCCGUGGCUGGACUUCUUCCCCCUGCCGCGGCUGCGCGACAACCUCGUCGCCAUGGCCGACCGCUUCGACGACGAGGAGCUGUGCCUGGACAUCAUGGGGUUCUGGGACUCGCCCACGCACACGUACAGUCUGCUCGUGUGGGGGGAGCCCUCGGACCCCGGCAACUGGGAGAUCACCGAGGACUUUCUGCGCAAGUGGCCGUGGGUGGUGCGCGGCUGCGCCGAGUUGUUGGCCAGCACGAAUCGGUGGCGGGCGCGGAGGGGCGAGAAGUUGCUUUUGCGGUAUUUGUGAUGGUCUUACCCACCCUCUUUUGUGGGAGGGGGAAGAUUGUAAAUGUCCAAUGUAUGUACAGUACAGCGUUACGGUAGGAUCCUUCUUUGCGUUGUGGUGGUGUUAGGUCUCUCUCCCGUGACCUGCGUCAUUCUUCGCAAAUUUCACUAACUACCUAUAUCCUCCAAGCUAGAUCAUUCCAUG
This is a messenger RNA of Aspergillus brunneoviolaceus CBS 621.78, 1414 nucleotides long. RefSeq names its product DUF3425 domain-containing protein. The record is from RefSeq and is a predicted model, not a curated record. Bases 197 to 1231 code for a protein of 344 amino acids. The transcript has 2 exons. Lineage: Eukaryota; Fungi; Ascomycota; Eurotiomycetes; Eurotiales; Aspergillaceae.